Brassica napus (rape) is the source of this 610-nucleotide messenger RNA. RefSeq lists its product as uncharacterized. The transcript has a single exon. NCBI's taxonomy places the organism in Eukaryota, Viridiplantae, Streptophyta, Magnoliopsida, Brassicales, Brassicaceae. The record is from RefSeq and is a predicted model, not a curated record. Bases 87 to 500 code for a protein of 137 amino acids.
AUUUAUACAUAUGGAUGCUUAUGUAUGCAUGUGUAAUCUUCCAAUACAAUACAAAGUAAAGUAGACAGAGGAAGAGAGAGAGAGAGAUGGGUUGGUUUGUUAAGGAAAGAAGAGGAGGUGCUUGGAAGCGAGGAUGGUUGGAAGAAAUACUGUUCUCGUCUUCAGCCCCUCCUCUAACAUUACUAACUCUCUUUGCCAUCAUAUCUCUGCUCCUCUUUCUCUCCUCCUACCCACGAUACAGGUAUGAGGUUCAGAGAACCGCAAUGAAUCUCAAGCUCUUUCUCAUGUUCCUCCCAAUUCUUUUUGUCUUUCUGCUGGUCUCUCUGCAGUUCGUCCGUCGAAUUCUCUUCAGAUCCUCUUACUACGUCAGAGCAAAUCAGGCUGCGUCCCUUUUUGGAGAAGGCCAAUUUCCCUGGGGAGUCUUGCUUAUGCUAGUUCUUAUAAUUCUUUUGGUUUCUAAACAAUCUUACUUUCACUCCUUAUGGUACCCGACUUUAUGAUCUUUCCAUCGUUUCUUUAUUGUCCAGAAACAUACUUUAUAGAUUGAUAUUUGUUUCUUGUAAUCCACAUCCAACUCUACACAUGUGUUAUCUGCUAACCUAUUUUGAUA